AUGGAUAUCCAGAACGACCAUAUUGCUCCACUACAUGUUCUGAAAGGCAAACCUCAUGCACAUAUGCAGACCGCAGCUCUCCCCGAUGGGAUGAUUUCAAACAAUAUGUUGCCUUCAUUAGCAUCGCAAAUGCAGGUGACCCCACCUUUGACACCACAUAACUCACGAGAAGCCAUGAUUGAAAGGAAUAGCCAUGAAGUAGCCAUAUUUCACAAUUACCUGCGGGCCUUUUAUCCCUUCCAACCUAAUGCGGGCUUCUCGUCUUCUACUGUUACGUUGCCUUUGGACCAAGGGGAUAUAAUCCUGGUUCAUUCUAUUCACACCAAUGGCUGGGCUGAUGGUACUUUGCUGGAAACAGGUGCUCGGGGUUGGCUGCCGACAAACUAUUGUGAAGCAUACGACCAAUUGCCUAUGCAACCGAUACUUAAAUCAUUAACUGACUUUUGGGAUACCAUCCGUGGAGGAUCAGCAUCCACCCUUCAUCAGUUUAGCAAUCAGGAUUACAUGAGAGGUCUUAUUGCUGGUGUGAGAUUUUUGCUGGAAAAAUCUGAAUGCCUCACGCGAGAUUGCCAACUGGUCCAGAAAUUUGAUGCCUUAAGGAGAAACAGGAAAGCGCUUCUUUCAGAUCUCUCGUCUUUAGUGAAGCUAGCAAAGCGCCUGCAGGAUGUUGCCAAUGGGGGAGAGCUUGAUGGAUCGCUGGACACCAUUUUCGACCAGAUGCUUUUUAAAGCAUUUAAGAUUGUUAUUCGAGGGGUGAGGUUUUUAGACGUCUGGAACGAGGAAGUCGGCCUGAACAGAGCGAUGGCAGAGCUUGACGUCUCUCCCAUGAGCCCCAGCCAUGAUAUCUAUGACACCCCUCUAACACCCCCUGCGGACGCCUCAUUCUUUGGACCGGUUUUUGGAUCUACUAUUUCCUCUACUCCAUCCUUCAGUAUAAGUGGCUCGAGAAGCAAUGAGGCCCAUCAGGGAGACUAUUUGGGUUAUGCCCAUACUUCCAUUGGGCAAGCAGAACUCUAUAAUCCUCAUAUUCCCCUCAGGCGGCAAUCCAUUCAACCUAAGAGGAUAUCUGUUUCGCACCGCAUAUCUUACAACGGCCCUUCCUCAACACAUAAUCCAAAUCUUGCGUCCGCACUCCUUACAUCAGCCUACGACGAGUUUCUUGGUGUUCUAGGCUCAUUUAUUGGGCUGCAUCUACAAUCUCGUUCAUCGACUGAACUCCUCCUAACUACGCAAAAAGCUGCGCAGUCUUGUCGAACUUUGCUUACGAUAGUUGGAACGAUAUGCGAGCGUGAUCUUCAUCGUUCUGACCUUCUGGAGCAGUCUAAAAAUACGUUAUAUGAUAGGAUCACUGAACUUGUCCAUGCCACCCGUGAUGUCUUUCGGCCGGCACAUGCAACAGAUGAUGAAGUGGUGUUCAUGCCAGGUGAGGGUAAAAGGUUAGUUGAUGCGGCUACUGGAUGUGUUAGGGGGGCUGGCGACUGUGUUGCCAAAGCCAGAUAUAUAUUUGAACAGAGUGGUGAUUUUGAGUUGGAAGGUAUCGGGCUUGGGAUAGCGGGCUUGGACACAGACGAGCACGAAACCCCUAACAACAAUCAGUAUGUUGACGACUCUGAAAUGCAAGAAAGUCCAGAUGACCAGUUCGAAAAGGUAGACAAUGGCAACGAGAUGUCGAUUGUGCGAUCACCCCUACCACCCAUCUUAAUACCAAAUAAGCAGUUACCGUUCACUCCAGAUCUAACUGAUGGUGUUACCCCAUCCUCCGAGUGCACAAGCGCAAUGGUCUCAACGCCAACCUCAACCCUUGACAUACGUCUGAACCUAAACUUUUCUUCAUAUCAUGACGUUGUCGAACACCCUACCCCAUCUGAACAGUGCGAUACCAAUGAAACGUACCAUGCUACUUCGUCGGAAGACAAUCAUCCCACCGACAUAUUCCAUGCAGAAUCGACUACCGAUGUGACAAGAGCAACGAGCGAAACCACGUUCGUGAAUAGUAUUCGAAACUCAGAGACAAGUGCUGUUUCACAGGCAUCAACUCGUGCUACCACUCCUGACUUCAACAAGCCCUUUCCUCAUGUCAUUGCCCACAGCAGCUUCCAAGGCUCACAGACUACUCUGAUUGAGGAAGCUGAUGAGGGUGAGAAUUUGUUAGAGAAGACAUAUGCUCAAGAGCUUAUGUUAAAGGAUGGUCAAGUAAUUGGAGGAAGCCUUCGGGCUCUCAUCGAGAAACUUACCGCCCACCAAUCCACCCCCGAUGCCCUCUUCGUUUCUACAUUUUAUCUCACCUUCCGGCACUUUGCAACACCAAUUGACUUUGCAGAAACACUGAUGGAUCGCUAUGAUUACAUUGGAGACCACACUGGAGCUGCUGGCCCUGUCCGUCUGCGAGUCUAUAACAUCUUCAAGGGGUGGCUAGAGUCUCAUUGGCGACAUGACUGCGAUGAUAUUGCUCUCCCGUCAAUACUGAAGUUUGCUCGAACAAAGCUAUUGAUUGCCCUGCCCUCUGCUGGAAAUCGCCUAGUGGAACUUGCAGAGAAGGUAUCGACAAUGCAUGGGCCGGUGGUUCCAAGACUAGUGUCUUCAAUGGGAAAGACCAAUACUGCCGUAUCCCAAUACGUUAGCCCUGAUGUUCCUCUCCCAAGCCCAAUAAUAUCCAAAAGCCAGCUAAACUUAUUGAAACAAUGGAAAGCGGGAGGUCAAUCUGUUAGCAUACUGGACUUCGAUUCCAUGGAGUUGGCACGGCAGUUCACGCUCAAAGAGUCUAGGAUAUUUUGCUCUAUCCUGCCCGAGGAGCUAUUAGCCACUGAAUGGAUGAAAAAAACCGGCUCACUAGCUGUAAACGUCCGAGCCAUGUCGACGUUAUCAACGGAUCUGGCUAAUCUUGUGGCUGAUUGUAUCUUGCAACAAGAGGAACCAAAAAAGAGAGCUUUGAUUAUCAAACAAUGGAUCAAGGUCGCGUCUAAAUGCCUGGAAUUGAAUAACUACGAUUCUAUGAUGGCCAUUAUUUGUUCUCUUAACUCCUCUACCAUUUCUCGUUUGAGACGUACUUGGGAGCUGGUUUCGCAGAGGACGAAAAAUUUGCUGGAACAAAUGAGGAAAAUCGUUGAUGUUUCAAAAAACUACGCUGUACUUCGUCAACGGCUGCAGGGCCAUGUACCUCCAUGUCUACCAUUUGUGGGAACCUAUCUAACCGACCUCACUUUCGUCGAUCAUGGUAAUCAAGACACACGAUCCCUACCAACUGGCGACGGUAGCAAAUCGGUUAUCAAUUUCGAUAAGCACAUGAAAACAGCGAAAAUCAUCAGUGAGCUCCAACGCUUUCAGAUACCUUACCGGCUUGCUGAAGUCCCGGAGUUACAGACAUGGAUACAGGAUCAACUCAUUCGUGUCCGUUCUGGAGGAGAGAAAAGCUUUCAUAAUUACUAUCGACGUUCCUUAGUUUUAGAGCCCAGAGAACGACACCUACAGCGCGGCAACCACCCAGAGAUCAGCCCGUCGUUAGCUCGUGAAACUUCCAGAGAGAAGUUUGAUUUCCUUUCGUGGACUCACAGUUCCAAAUUCAAAGCAGUGUCUUCCCAUGGAUAA
Molecule: messenger RNA, 3585 nt
Organism: Paracoccidioides brasiliensis Pb18
Exons: 2
Coding region: 1-3585 (1194 amino acids)
Biological process (GO): Ras protein signal transduction; positive regulation of GTPase activity
Cellular component (GO): plasma membrane
Molecular function (GO): guanyl-nucleotide exchange factor activity; protein binding
Source: RefSeq, a predicted model, not a curated record